ACAGCUGGAAAUAAUGUCCGGGUGAACAUACCAUGUCGGGAAGACGGUAAACUAAAAUGCAACCAUUUAUAUUUAGAGAACGGCAUAUUUUGGACAAAAUGACGAUACAACAGUUGCUAUCCGUAACUUAGUAAGUUAACAGUUAUGAUAUCCUGCAAGUGACUGAAUCUUAGCUUGUUUAAAGCUAUUUGAAAGUUGCCUUACAUGUUAGUUUGUUGAAGUAGCCUACAGAGAUACACCAGGAUACACCUUGCUACCUAGUGACAAUGAGUCUUCUAACUCACACUACCGAGGGGUUCAGCUCCACUGAGUACUGGGAACGCUUCUUCAAGAAGAGAGGAGAGACGGCUUUUGACUGGUAUGGAGACAACAACAACUGUGGCAUGCUGCUCAAAUACAUCAAACCUCGGGAUAAGAUCUUGGUGGUGGGCUGUGGUAACUCUGAGCUGUGUGAGCAUCUGUAUGAUGUCGGCUACAGACAUCUGACCAACAUUGACAUCAGUGAGACGGUGGUGAAUCACCUGACCUUCAAGAAGGUGGAUGCCACACAGACCCCCAAUGAGGACGGAAGCUACCAAGCUACACUGGGCAAGGGGACACUGGACGCCAUGGCCUCCCAGGAGGAGAGGGUUCUAGCUGGGAGGAUACUGGCUGAGGUGGGAAGUGAGCUCGGUUGAAGGGAGGUAGUGAGUCGUGGUAACAGUGUUCUGAGUGGUCAGUACUCUGUAGAGGAUGUGAGAGGAGAGGUUGGUCAUCUCAACUGCAGACUAGUGUUCCUGUUUAAUGAAGGACUGGUCCAGUCAGAGAGCUGCCUCACUGACCCAACAACCACAGCAGCCUCCACUCAGAAAAAGAGCAGAAGGAAAGCCCUCUGCCCCUUCCCCUGUGCCCUCACAGUCACCAGGUGGCACCUUGGCGGUGGAUAAGGGCUUGGUCUGUUGUGCCCACCACAGAUACUAGGGGUGGGCUCCAACCACAACAAAGACGUCCUAGUGUCAGUGCUCCUGGUGGGGCUGGGUGGAGGAGGGCUGGAGCUGGACCCUGCAGUGCUGAACCUGAAGGUUGCAUGAGGAGAGGAUGAUGAGAAAGAGGGGAAGACCUUGUGAACAAGUAUCAUGAUCUCAUACUUUACUGUAUACAAAAUAAAAACAUGUAGAGAUGUAGUUUAUUCUAACACUAUCAAUCAAGUAAAGAAUGUUUUAUUCUCAAACUUCUCUCUGGUGUUUAUUGAUGAUGAACCCUGCAGUGAUUUUCUCAGGAUUACAGUUGCUUUUGAAACUAUUUUAUUUUCUAUCAGACUUGAACUAUCUCAAAUAUGUUACACAGAUGCCACCCCUUCUGAUUUUAGUCUGCAGUCACUCACACUCUCUCUCACUGCUGAAGAGUGCAGCAGUGUUAUUUACAGUAGAUUAAUCUUGCAGCAUGUUCACAGUAUCUCUGCGAGUUGGGUGCAUUGAAAGGUGUGAUUUAUAAACCUGGACUUGAGGCGGGAAUAUUUUCUGUCUGUCAAACCAAACUAAUAUUACAAUUUGCUAUCUGUUCCUUUGGAGUGAAUGGACGUGCAAACUGCCUUUGGGAACCCAGUCGCAGAUUUUUGCGUAUUUACAGAGAGAGAAGCCCUUUAGCUGGGUUUCCACUAGAUAGCACAGCCACAGUCAAAAUGGCCGUAUCGUACAAAUGUAUGAAAAACAUUUAACCUUCAUUUCGGGUUAGGCAUAUGGUUAGUAGUGUGGUUAAGGUUAGAUUUAAAAUCAGAUUUUAUGAAGAUAAAUUGUAGAAAUGGGCGGGGUUUAUGACUGUAACGACCCGUUGACGUUCGCUGCCUGUCAGAUGAAUCGAACUGUUAUCGAAUUGUUGCUUAGAACUGAACCGAACCAGAACUAAAGUCCACCAGAGGAAAUGUUAUCUUCACGUUUAUCUCUUUGACUUUUAGGGACUGACUUUUUGAACAAUAGGCUAUAUAUAAACACGGUGUAACUUGCUGGACGGACGUUUGGGUCCGGUUUGGGCGCGCGGUGACUGGACCAGUGUUAGUUGCCAACUAAUUGGACUGGAGUCACUACUUGACAGUAGGUUAAGUAAUCUGCAAGACAAGGCAAAAAUGACAACUUGCAAAACAAAUAAAAAUAUAAAUAAUUGCUAGGUAUACAAACGUUAUAUUUGUGUUUUAGUGGCAUGCGGACUGGGCAGUUGGCUAACAUUAAUAAACAUCACUCAGCACUUGAAGUAGCUUUUAAAUUUAGCUAAGUUUCUUGCACUUUUUGUUGUCAGCUAACGUUAGCUAUCAAUCUUGAAACUAUCCCAAUAACAUUCAAAUGUUUCUCUUUGACUGUCUUCAUCUUUUUUCAGCUUUACCCGAACCAUAGUGUUUGGAUGGUGUUGUGUGUGCAGGUGGCUGAAAGUUGGAUGUACAGCUCCGUGACCAUGGGCAACCAGGUGAUGGAGGAGCUCAUCCCAUUGGUCAACAGGUUGCAGGACGCCUUCAGCACCAUGGACCAGAGCUGCAACCUGGACCUGUCACAUAUAGCUGUAGUUGGCGGCCAGAGCGCAGGCAAGAGCUCAUUCUUGGAGAACUUUGUUGGCGGGUAUAGUAGUCUGAUAUAGUGAUCAACAACACAUCAGAUAAACCAUCCAUAAUGUUGUUCAAUAAUCGGUUACUCAGAUGCUGUCUGUUUUGAGUUUGGCAGAGAUUCAGGAGGGCUUACAGGAGCACCUAGAUCUUCUGCACAGAUUCUGCCAGACCUGGGCCCUGACAGUAAAUCUCAGUAAGACCAAAAUAUUGGUGUUCCAAAAAAGGUCCAGUCGCCAGACCACAAAUAAAAGUUCCAUCUAUACACCGUUGCCCUAGAGCACACAACAAAAACUAUACAUACCUUGGCCUAAACAUCAGCGCCACAGGUAACUUCCACAAAGCUGUGAACGAUCUGAGAGACAAGGCAAGAAGGAUAUUCUAUGCCAUCAAAAGGAACAUAAAAUUCAACAUACCAAUUAGGAUCUGGCUAAAAAUACUUGAAUUAGUUAUAGAACCCGUUGCCCUUUAUUGCUGUGAGGUCUUGGGUUUGCUCACCAACCAAGAAUUCACAAAAUGGGACAAACACCAAAUUGAGAGACUGUAUGCAGAAUUCUGCAAAAAUAUCCUCUAUGUACAACGUAAAACACCAAAUAAUGCAUGCAGAGCAGAAUUAGGCCGAUACCCACUAAUGGUCAAAAUCCAGAAAAGAGGCGUUAAAUUCUACAACCACCUAAAAGGAAGCGAUUUCCAAACCUUCCAUAACAAAGCCAUCACCUACAGAGAGAUGAACCUGGAGAAGAGUCCCCUAAGCAAGCUGGUCCUGGGGCUCUGUUCACAAACACAAACACACCCUACAGAGCCAUCACCUACAGAGAGAUGAACCUGGAGAAGAGUCCCCUAAGCAAGCUGGUCCUGGGGCUCUGUUCACAAACACAAACAGACCCAACAGAGCCUCAGGACAGGAACAAAAUUAGACCCAACCAAAUCAUGAGAAAACAAAAAGAUAACUACUUGACACAUUGGUAAGACUUAACAAAAAACAGCAAACUAGAAUGCUAUUUGGCCCUAAACAGAGAGUACACAGUGGCAGAAUACCUGACCACUGUGACUGACCCAAACUUAAGGAAAGCUUUGACUAUGUACAGACUCAGUGAGCAUAGCCUUGCUAUGAGAAAGGCCGCCGUAGGCAGACCUGGCUCUCAAGAGAAGACAGGCUAUGUGCACACUGGCAAAAAAAAUGAGGUGGAAACUUAGCUGCACUUCCUAACCUCCUGCCAAAUGUAUGACCAUAUUAGAGACACAUAUAUCCCUCAGAUUACACAAAUCCACAGAGAAUUCAAAAACAAGCAUGAUUUUGAUAAACUCCCAUAUCUACUGGGUGAAAUACCACAGUGUGCCAUCACAGCAGCAAGAUUUGUGACCUGUUGCCACAAGAAAAGGGCAACCGGUGAAGAACAAACAAUUGUAAAUACAUGCCAUAUUUAUGUUUAUUUAUUUCCCCUUUUGUACUCUAACCAUUUGUACAUAGUUACAACACUGUAUACACUGUUUUCAGAGCAAAUGUGCAGAUAUGAGAGAGGAGACUAAUGACACACUUUCUCGCUCUCUCUUUCUCUCGCUCUCUUAGUAUGGUUGGUAUGGAAUACUGAAGUAUGGAUACCUGAAAUGGCUUUGUGACAAUAGUGAUGAUGUCUGUGUGACAGUGACCAGCACUUGGUCACUUAUUAACCAGGAGCCUUGGUCAAAAGUAUUGUACUAAAUAGAGAAUAGGGUGCCGUUUGGAAUGCAAUCACUGACUUAAUGUCUGAUGCCUGAAUCCAGCUGUUUCUCCAGCCUUGAGUGUCAGUCCUUGCUUCCUGCAGGCGUGUUGUCACAGCUUGAUUAUAAAUGGUAGGAUACUAUAAAAUAAACUCUGAAGCAAGACAACAGGAAAAUGGUGGCACCCUGAAUUUGGAGUAAAAGACUAGAAAUAAGUGAUUUCGCCCAUUAUUUCUUUGUAGAGUUUAUACUGCAGCCUGAGUGGGGGAGAAAGGAAGACUAGCGGUUAAGAGCGUUGGGCCAGUAACCGAAAGGUUGCAGGGCCUCUGCUAAAUUACUCAAAUGUAAAUGUAAUGUCAAAUGAGUGUGGGGUCGUUUUGACAUUGAGAUGUAGAUGUAUUUUACAGUUGCCUCAGCAGGGCUGUUAGACAUGUUUCAGCUUCCAAUGUUGUGUUUAUACCCACUCUUGUCUUUUAACACUAGAACCCCCUGGCCUUUCAGCAUAUCAGUACCCGCUAGAGAACGUGGCCGGGCGUCACCUUUAGCAUAUGCAUCAGAUGCAUUUCAACCCGCAAGGUGCACAAACAUGCUUGAUAAGUAGUUCAUAAACUAUAGUAAGGGAUUAAUUGCAUGAAGAAAUAUUUAUGGAAAUAUAUCAAUAAAAAAAAGAGUUGUUUGUUUAGAUAGAGUCAAGGAUAUGUUUUGUAUAAUUCUUCAAAGUCCUAGAAAAAAACACAGGCCUAAAGCCUAGUUAUUUCUCUUACAAUAAAAACAUUAGUGUGAUUUAUUUGAUCAACUUUUUUGUAGAUAUGAUUAGUAAUAGUAAAUAAUAAAGUCCAGUUACAGCUUCUUUUGACAAAGUAGAAACCAAAAAUAUUAUAAUAAUCGAACCAGCCACAGGUGAAAUGAUUUGCCAUAUUCUUCAACAAAAGCACCAGUGCAUGAACAAUUGUGAAGAAUGAAUUGCAUAAAGAAAUAUUUGUGGAAAUAUAUUCAUGACAAGAUAUAAAAAACAACA
Molecule: messenger RNA, 5288 nt
Organism: Oncorhynchus keta (chum salmon)
Lineage: Eukaryota; Metazoa; Chordata; Actinopteri; Salmoniformes; Salmonidae
Gene: mettl13
Product: methyltransferase 13, eEF1A lysine and N-terminal methyltransferase
Molecular function (GO): S-adenosylmethionine-dependent methyltransferase activity
Source: RefSeq, a predicted model, not a curated record